CCGCUUUAUCUCGCCUGCUUUCUUUCUUUCUUUCAUUUUGGCAAAUUGAAGUUUCGAAGAAGGUUGAAGGCGACCGCCGAUUCUUUAAAUCUUGUUUAUCGAAUUCCGGAUUUACUAGUAUUAAUUAUUUCUUCCUUUGUAUCCAGCAGCGGCCAAACCAAACCAAACCUCUGGGAAACCCUCCCUCUCUCAAGCUUGAAUCUUUCGGACUACCUGCAACCCGAAAUUUGACUCACUGAGCUGGUAGUGAAGGAUUUGGCUGAAUAUAGCAUUUGUAUAGGGAGAAUAUAGAGAGAGAGAGAUCAGAGAGAUUGGAUUUGAGGGUUUUAGAUUUGGGGGCCGAAUUAGGUAAUUUUUGGGGGGAGUUUGAAAGGAAGCUUGCAAAGAUGAUGUCCAGAUCUUAUACAAAUCUUUUGGAGUUGGCGUCGGGGAAUUUCCCCGUAAUGGGUCGGGAGAAGAAGCGUUUUCCGAGGGUGAUGACGGUUCCCGGGAAUAUUACUGAGCUUGAUGAUGAACAAGCUAGUAGUGUUGCAUCAGAGAACCAGUCCUCAGUAGCCGGUGAGAGAAUUAUUAUUGUUGCAAACCUAUUGCCUCUGAAGGCGAAACGGAGGCCGGACAAUAAAGGGUGGAGCUUUAGCUGGAAUGAGGAUUCCUUACUUCUGCGGGUUAAGGAUGGGUUGCCGGAGGAUAUGGAGGUUUUAUAUGUUGGCUCUUUGCCUGUUGAUGUUGAUCCCAUAGAGCAGGAUGAUGUAGCCAGCUAUCUUCUGGAUAAAUUUAAAUGUGUCGCUGCUUUUCUACCGCCUAAUUUAUUGGAGAAGUAUUAUCAUGGUUUUUGCAAGAAGCAGCUGUGGCCACUUUUCCACUAUAUGUUACCAUUUUCAGCUGAUCAUGGGGGUCGAUUUGAUCGUUCAAUGUGGGAAGCGUAUGUAUCUGCCAACAAGCUGUUCUCGCAGAAAGUUAUUGAAGUUUUGAAUCCUGAGGAUGAUUAUGUUUGGAUUCAUGACUAUCAUUUGAUGGUUUUGCCCACAUUUUUGAGAAGGCGCUUCAUUCGUUUGCGAAUGGGGUUUUUCCUUCACAGCCCGUUUCCCUCGUCUGAGCUGUACAGGUCACUUCCUGUAAGAGAUGAAAUCCUCAAGGCUCUGCUUCUAUCUGAUCUUAUUGGUUUUCAUACCUUUGAUUACGCUCGCCAUUUCCUUUCCUGCUGCAGUCGUAUGCUGGGAUUGGAAUAUCAAUCGAAAAGGGGCUACAUAGGGUUGGAUUAUUAUGGAAGGACAGUAGGCAUAAAGAUUAUGCCUGUUGGAAUACACAUGGGUCACAUUGAAUCAGUGAUGAGACAGGCAGAUAAAGUACUGAAGGUUGAAGAGUUAGAGGAGCAGUUUAAAGGUAAAACCGUGUUGUUAGGAGUUGAUGAUAUGGACAUAUUUAAAGGUAUCAAUUUGAAGAUUUUGGCCAUGGAGAACUUGCUCAAGCAGCAUCAGAAUUGGCAUGGGAAGGCUGUACUUGUCCAGAUUGCAAAUCCUGCUAGAGGGAGAGGGAUAGAUUUGGACGAAAUACAGGCUGAAAUAGAGGAGAGCUGCAAUCGAAUCAACCGGGAGCUUGGAAGUUCGGGAUAUCAACCUAUAGUGCUUAUCCAUCGGCCUUUGUCCAUUAGUGAGAGAAUGGCCUACUACAGUAUUGCUGAAUGUGUCGUGGUCACAGCAGUUCGGGAUGGGAUGAAUUUGACACCUUAUGAAUAUACUGUGUGCAGACAAGGGGUUUCGGGUGCAGAAGCCGGCUCUGAUUUGAGUGGGCCUAAAAAGAGCAUGCUAGUGGUCUCUGAAUUCAUUGGCUGUUCGCCUUCUUUAAGUGGUGCAAUUCGUGUUAAUCCAUGGAAUGUUGAAUCAACUGCCGAAGCAAUGAAUGAGGCCAUAUCAAUGGCUGAAUCAGAAAAGGAGAUGCGGCAUGAAAAGCAUUACCGAUAUGUUAGCACGCAUGAUGUAGCUUUUUGGUCGAGAAGUUUCUUCCAAGAUUUGGAGAGAACAUGCGCUGAUCACUUCAGGAAAAGAUGCUGGGGAAUUGGUCUUGGUUUCGGUUUUCGGGUGGUGGCAUUGGAUCCAAACUUUAGAAAGCUUUCAGUAGAUGAUAUUGUUGCAGCUUAUUGUCGGGCUAAAAGCAGAGCUAUAUUAUUAGAUUAUGAUGGAACACUCAUGCCUCAAAAUUUAAUCAGCAAGACUCCAAGUCCCCACGUUCUGUCUCUCUUGAACAAACUAUGUGAUGAUCCCAAAAAUUUAGUAUUUACGGUGAGCGGAAGAGGCAGGGACAGCUUAAGUAAUUGGUUUCAUCCUUGCAAGAAGCUAGGACUUGCUGCUGAACAUGGCUACUUUAUAAGGUGGCCACAACACGAAGAAUGGGAAACAUAUGGCCAGAGUUUCGACUUCGGGUGGAUGGAGCUUGCAGAGCCUGUCAUGAAGUCAUAUGCUGAAGCAACUGAUGGCUCCGGGAUAGAGAGGAAGGAAAGUGCUUUAGUCUGGCAUUAUCAGGAUGCUGAUCCUGGAUUCGGUUUUUCUCAAGCCAAGGAAAUGCUGGAUCAUCUAGAAAGUGUUUUGGCGAAUGAACCCGUCGCUGUCAAGAGUGGCCAGUUCAUUGUUGAAGUGAAACCUCAGGGUGUCAGCAAAGGUGUGGUGGCUGAAAAAAUAUUGACAUCGAUGAACGAGAAGGGGAAACAGGCCGAUUUCGUGCUCUGCAUUGGCGACGACAGAUCAGAUGAGGACAUGUUCGAAAUAAUCGCUAAUGCUGUGUCUUCGCAUCUUCUUUCCUACAGCACUGAAGUAUUCGCGUGCACCGUAGGGCAAAAACCGAGCAAAGCAAAGUACUAUCUUGACGACUCUUCAGAAGUGGUGACAAUGCUCGACUCUCUUGCUGAUGCUACAGAUUCCGCAACCUCAUCCGAUGAUGAAGCUGACGACCUCCCAAGACGACUCAGCCAUGUUUCUUUUUCUUGAAAAUCCACCAGGUUUUCAAAUGCCCGUAUGACAGAAAUUGUUGAUUUUUCUGUUCCCGUUUUCGCCCAUCGCUUUGUUGUUAGUUCUGAUUCUGAAUGAACUCAGAUCAAAACCCGAAGAGUGGACUGAGGUCGGGAACUGAUUCGUGAAUUUGUUGUAAGCGACCACUGUCUGAGGCGGUAUACAUACUACAGAGCCUUCGAUUUUUAAGUCCAAAUGACAAAACCUACCUCGGAGUCGUUGCUGGACAACUUGGGAUUCGCUCUUUUGCUGGCUUUUUGUGGUCCAAGAUAUUCGUUCGUUCACUGUACAUGUCGCCGGUAAGACCUGCUCUGCUCCACUCUACUCUACUCUACAUAGGAUUGACUUUGUUUGUUGUUUUUGCAUUUGCAAUUUGCUUGUGAAUAUGGGUUGUGGUAUUGCAAUAAGACUGGAAUGUUGGUCUCUUUUCUUGUUCAUUUCCAUCACUUUUUAUUUAAUUACAUUGCUGCUGAAGUGGACUGACUACGUUGUUGUA
Messenger RNA from Andrographis paniculata, 3498 nucleotides. RefSeq names its product probable alpha,alpha-trehalose-phosphate synthase [UDP-forming] 7. Gene Ontology annotation, molecular function: catalytic activity. Gene Ontology annotation, cellular component: cytosol. Bases 387 to 2981 code for a protein of 864 amino acids. The transcript is spliced from 5 exons. Gene Ontology annotation, biological process: trehalose biosynthetic process. Lineage: Eukaryota; Viridiplantae; Streptophyta; Magnoliopsida; Lamiales; Acanthaceae. The record is from RefSeq and is a predicted model, not a curated record.